CUAGUCCACCUGUGCUCACGUUAUCUGGGGAGAAGAGAAAGAGAAAGUUUGUCUUUGAAGUCAAGACAGAAUCUCAAAUAUCACUUCCAGGGAAUGUGCUGGACGGCCUCAAGUUAGGAGAACGGUUUUCUGUUAAAACGAAACAUUUGGAGCAGAAAUGAGAGAUAAAAAAAAAAAGGGAUGGACAUCACUGCAUGGACUGUGGCUCUCUCUCUCCCUCCCUCUUGCUGUCUCUCUCCUGGGAUCAUGGCCUGUCUAUAUAAAGGAGAGCCAGUUCCAAAGCUGAGUUCGCUGAGUCAGGCAGACUUCAAGAGACUUCAAGCAACUCUGCAGCUUAUCAAAAAAUCUGACAGAACCCGACCACUUGACUGAUUCACCACUCGGCUGACGGUUGAACUGAAAGGAGUCCAGUUUGUUGAGUCCUCAAGAAAGUUUCAAGGACUGGAGAACCACCCUGCUUUAGGAGAAAUCUACUCCACAGAAGAGCAACCCCUCAAAGGAAGAAACUAUCUUUAACUUGAAGUCUUGCUGAUGAGCGUGAACAUGCAGGAGACAAGCUUCGUCAACCAAAGGAAGGCAGCAGUGGCUCUUUGCUUUGUGCUGGUUGUGCUGGCUCAGCAGGUAUGUGCAGGUCCAUUAGUCCAUCAGGUCCAGAGGGCAGAUUCAACCGGUGUCCAGACCCUGCGGAGGGUAGCUCGUAUGACCCCGCUGUGGAGGAUCAUGAACAGCAAACCUUUCGGAGCGUACUGCCAGAACAACUACGAAUGCUCCACAGGCCUGUGCAGGGCGGGACGUUGCUCCAACAGCCAACGCGCUCCCUCAGAGACCGUGAACUACUAAGACGUCCGAAGAUCCAACCAGCAUGUUUACAUGAGCGUGCAGCCAUAACACUUUUUUCUUUUUUUAAACACGACGGAUGUGCACGUAUCCAGCUUUAUCUUUUUUAUUUGAAAUUGACUUUGUAUUUAUAUGUGCCAAAAGUUUCUGAUAAGAUAUGAAUUUACACAUCAGGUGGUUACGUCCAAGGAAAGGUACAUCAGGGUGAAAGUACUGCGUUACUUGAUGUAUUUCAAAAGAUGAGACUUCGAUUUAAAUUCAGCCUUUUAUACUUGAUUAUCUGAAACCGUUCGUGGUUUCAAAAAGGGUGCAAACAUUUAAACCAAACAGUAAUUCUUACUGUUGUAGACCUUCAGCCUCCAUUCGAAAUUUACAAUGUUAUGAUCCAAGCAGGAUACGCUUUUUAACGUACAUAUCUGAGGCUCUAGUUACCGUGGUCCUCUCGAUUUUAGACUAUUUAUCUGUUUUUUUAAUUCUUGUAACUUAAUGAUGGAUGGAGCAAAGAGCAAAGGGAGCCUUUAAAAGCAGCUCCCCUUCAGUCAUGUCCGGUGUCGUCAUCCAGCUCGUGUUUGAUAAGUUAUCUCCUGAACGCGUCCUUCAGUCUAAUCAUUCCAGUGAUUGUAUUUUACAUGGAAACAAAUGUUUGUUUUUCCCAAGAGGAAUCAUUUGGUUUUUAAAAAAGUUACCGUCUUUAUCUAGUUAGGUUACUGACAAAGACAAAAGGACAACACAAGAUAAAACUAGGCAGGAUAAAGGGCACAAAAAGUUAAUUCUUAAAGGAGCAGAGGUUUCAAACUGCCUUUUAGUUCCAUCUGAAUCCAUUACAAACUGUUUCUUUUUACUACAAACACAAGUUACAGGUUUAACAUUCUCUCCCCGCCUCGUCCUUUCUCCAUCCAUCUCCUCUAAUCGAUCAGCAAUCAGAAUCAGGGACAAAGCUUUUGACUCGCCUGCAUAGUUUACACCUUGCACAGAGCAGGUGAUCGCUGAUGUUUUGUACACAAACAUUUGAGUGGGAUUGCACUUUUUGAAACAGAAAUUAUCUUUGUACUGUGUCUACUGUUCGUACUGUGUGACUUACAUGUAGAAGGCUGGAGAAGAAAUGUGGAAUAAAAGCGUUGGUGAAAGUUUGA
Notolabrus celidotus (New Zealand spotty) is the source of this 1970-nucleotide messenger RNA. RefSeq names its product liver-expressed antimicrobial peptide 2 (gene leap2). The coding region runs from base 532 to 840 and encodes 102 amino acids. Gene Ontology annotation, biological process: antimicrobial humoral immune response mediated by antimicrobial peptide; defense response to bacterium. The record is from RefSeq and is a predicted model, not a curated record. The transcript is spliced from 3 exons. Lineage: Eukaryota; Metazoa; Chordata; Actinopteri; Labriformes; Labridae.